Messenger RNA from Colletotrichum gloeosporioides, 690 nucleotides. RefSeq lists its product as uncharacterized. Lineage: Eukaryota; Fungi; Ascomycota; Sordariomycetes; Glomerellales; Glomerellaceae. The transcript has a single exon. The coding region runs from base 1 to 690 and encodes 229 amino acids. The record is from RefSeq and is a predicted model, not a curated record.
AUGUCUCUCAACGACCCGUCCAUCUCGAAGCAGAUGCGCAUCCAGAUCUGGCGCGAGGAGGUCGCAGCCUCAGCGUCCCUCUGCACCUGCCCGCCAACCUCCCCAGCCGCAUCCCAAUCCUCGACAAACAUCUCCCUCUCCGCCUCGUCCUCCUCAUCCUCCGCCGGCGGCGGCCUGGGCGAUGCCUUCUCCUUCCCGCGCGGCGACAUCCUCCCCUCCCAGCCGACCUACUGCCCGACAUGCUCCCGCCUCGGCGCCCCCUCAGCAAUGGGCCUCGAGCCCUCCUCCGCCUACCUCGACGAGAUCCAGCACUCGGGCGGCCUGCUCGGAAGCGGCACCUUCGGUGACCGCCGCGGCAGCCUCAUGCUCUUCCGCACCAAGCACGGCAACCACGCCAUCUUCCGCGGCAUGCGCAACUUCGUCCGCCGCAUCAGCGGGAGCAGCAGCGGCGGCGGCGGCAAGACCGGGCCCCUCCCGCCACGGGCUGCCGACGAGGCCACGAGCAUGUACCGCCGCGCGACCGUCGCUCACCUGGCCGGUGCCAACAAGGCCGCCGCCGCCAUCGCGGAAGCGGAGGCCGAAGCUGAAGCCGCCGCCAUGGACGACCUCGAGUCCGGGGACGUGAUUGGUGAGAAGCAAGCAAGGCUUCGUCGUGCCCAGAGGUUGCUUGUGAGGUCACAUCGCAACUAA